This is a messenger RNA of Bolinopsis microptera, 2315 nucleotides long. Its product is annotated as zinc finger protein 271-like. Bases 93 to 2315 code for a protein of 740 amino acids. The transcript is spliced from 3 exons. Gene Ontology annotation, molecular function: RNA polymerase II cis-regulatory region sequence-specific DNA binding; DNA-binding transcription repressor activity, RNA polymerase II-specific. The record is from RefSeq and is a predicted model, not a curated record. Lineage: Eukaryota; Metazoa; Ctenophora; Tentaculata; Lobata; Bolinopsidae. Gene Ontology annotation, cellular component: nucleoplasm. Gene Ontology annotation, biological process: regulation of transcription by RNA polymerase II.
UAGUUUUGGAGAGGAGAUAUCUCGAACUUAUAUUCAUUUUGUUUUCUAGUGACGAUUGUUCAAAGGCAACUUUAGUAAGGUCGUUUCAGUGAAUGGAGCAGAAAAAUGUCCCGGACUUUAAAGAUGAGAUGAAGAUGGAAGAAGAAAGUUUUCCACCAGAAUUGAUCAAGACAGAGGUUAAGAAGGAGGAAGAUAACUUAUCUAUUAAAUCAGAAGUGUAUUUGAAUGGUGUUUCUCAGUUGUAUUGUCCCAAUCAGGAAUCAGCAUUAGUUCCACACCAAUUGGUUUAUACAAGUGAAAAUGCUUACAUUCGCUCUGAAUGUUUCUAUAGUACUUGCAGAAAAACGUCUUUAGGUUCCCAUCAAAGCGUUCAUACCGGCAUAAAACCUUUCAAAUGUUCUGAUUGUUCCUUCAGUGCAAGCAACAAAUCAGACCUGGUUCAACAUCAGCGGACUCAUACCGGUGAAAAACCGUAUAAAUGCUCUGAAUGUUCCUUCAGUGGAAGCCACAAAUCAAACUUAAUUAUACAUCAGCGGACUCAUACCGGUGAAAAACCGUAUAAAUGCUCUGAAUGUUCCUUCAGUGCAAGCCACAAAUCAAACUUAAUUAUACAUCAGCGGACUCAUACCGGUGAAAAACCGUACCAAUGCUCUGAAUGUUCCUACACUGCAAGCGUAAAACGAAACUUAGUUCGCCAUCAGAUGAUUCAUACCGGCGAAAAACUGUAUAAAUGCUCUGAAUGUUCCUACAGUGCAAGCCAAAAAUCAACACUGGUUCAACAUCAGCGGACUCAUACCGGCGAAAAACCGUAUAAAUGCUCUGAUUGUUCCUACAGUGCAAGCCAAAAAUCAAGCCUGGUUUGCCAUCAGCGGACCCAUACCGGUGAAAAACCGUUUAAAUGCUCUGAAUGUUCCUACACUGCAAGCGUAAAACGAAACUUAGUUCGCCAUCAGAUGAUUCAUACCGGCGAAAAACUGUAUAAAUGCUCUGAAUGUUCCUACAGUGCAAGCCAAAAAUCAACACUGGUUCAACAUCAGCGGACUCAUACCGGCGAAAAACCGUAUAAAUGCUCUGAUUGUUCCUUCAGUGCAAGCCGAAAAUCAAACUUAGUUAAACAUCAAAUGACUCAUACUGGCAAAAAACCGUAUAAAUGCUCUGAAUGUUCCUACAGUGCAAGCCAAAAAUCAGACCUGGUUCAACAUCAGCGGACUCAUACCGGCGAAAAACCGUAUAAAUGCUUUGAAUGUUCCUACAGUGCAAGCCAAAAAUCAGACCUGGUUAAACAUCAGCGGACCCAUACCGGUGAAAAACCGUAUAAAUGCUCUGAUUGUUCCUUCAGUGCAAGCCACAAAUCAGACCUGGUUAAACAUCAAAGGACUCAUACUGGCAAAAAACCGUAUAAAUGCUCUGAAUGUUCCUACAGUCCAAGCCAAAAAUCAAGCCUGGUUUGCCAUCAGCGGACCCAUACCGGCGAAAAACCGUAUCAGCGGAACGAUAUCGAAGAGAAAUCACAUCAUUCUCACGAAAGCAGUCUGAGUCAGGCUUCGAAUUACUUCCAAAACAGUAGCGUUGGAGGACCCAUUUUUGUUAAGCCUCUACCUUUCGUGAAGCCUCUCACAUUUGUAAAGCCUCUGUACUUCGAUGACCCCUUUCUUUCCAGUUCCAGCUUACCUCCCAGUUCCUUCCCCAAUUAUCAACCAACAGCUCCUCUCACCAUCUCACCUGGUGAAUCUGUUGUCACACAUGCUCACCUUGCAGCUCCUCUCACCAUCUCACCUGGUGAAUCUGUUGUCACACCUGCUCACCUUGCAGCUCCUCUCACCUUCUCACCUGGUCCAUCUGUUGUCACACCUGCUCACCUUGCAGCUCCUCUCACCUUCUCACCUGGUGAAUCUGUUGUCACACCUGCUCACCUUGCAGCUCCUCUCACCUUCUCACCUGGUCCAUCUGUUGUCACACCUGCUCACCUUGCAGCUCCUCUCACCUUCUCACCUGGUGAAUCUGUUGUCACACCUGCUCACCUUGCAGCUCCUCUCACCUUCUCACCUGGUCCAUCUGUUGUCACACCUGCUCACCUUGCAGCUCCUCUCACCUUCUCACCUGGUGAAUCUGUUGUUACACCUGCUCACCUUGCAGCUCCUCUCACCUUCUCACCUGGUGAAUCUGUUGUUACACAUGCUCACCUUGCAGCUCCUCUCACCUUCUCACCUGGUGAAUCUGUUGUCACACCUGCUCCUACUAUCUCACCUACCUACUCUACAACGUUUCCUUCUCCCUCUCAUAUUUCCUGCCAGUACAGCGACAAUGGGACGUAA